Molecule: messenger RNA, 11097 nt
Organism: Mya arenaria
Lineage: Eukaryota; Metazoa; Mollusca; Bivalvia; Myida; Myidae
Product: sacsin-like
Exons: 7
Coding region: 352-9426 (3024 amino acids)
Molecular function (GO): Hsp70 protein binding
Source: RefSeq, a predicted model, not a curated record
CAGUAGGUCAAUAUGGUUCGACGACUUGGAAACCUGCCAGGGACUGCAUGUCAUUAAUACAAGGAUAUCUACGUCUUCUUAUGUACAAGGGGGCAUACUAUUAAUUGUAAUAAUCCAUUAAUUAAGUGCUAUUUUUGACUGUUUUCUGAAAUGAAGUACGAUAUCUGAUUUCCCACCGCGACUUGUUAAAUUAUUUUGUUUAAUCAAUGCUUGGCGAUUCGGAAUACUUCGGACACAAGCGGUUUGAAAUUGCGCAGUUAAAUCGACGGAGACGAACAGCUAUGAACUUGAUCAUUGUAAUGAUACUGAGGUUUACAUCCAUGUAAUAAAGACUGCGGCGAGAUAAGAGCCAUGGCAUUUGUGGGCGGGGGCGCUGCGGUCCGGCGGCAGCCGCUCUUCAGUGCCAUGAAACAGCCGUCUUUAAUCAAGCAACUGCGAGGUAUUCUUGCCGAGUACCCGGAUGGAGGACAGAUACUAAAGGAGUUGAUACAGAACGCAGAGGACGCCGGGGCGCGUGAGGUGAAGAUUCUCUUUGACGCGGGCAGCACCAGCAGAGAUGCGGUGGACCAGGAGCCGGAGUUUACCAAAUUCUUCCAGACGCCUGCACUUUGCGUGUAUAAUGAUGCCGUGUUCACGGAUCAGGACUGGGAGGGCAUCAAGAUGAUCUACAGUAGCAUUAAAGAGGAGGACAAAUCUAAAGUCGGUAGAUUCGGGCUCGGGUUCAAGUCUGUGUUUCACAUUACAGACUACCCUUGCAUAAUCAGCGGAGACCAAAUGUUGUUGAUUGAUCCACAAAAACCGCCUGAAAGAGUGAAUGCCCGCUUUGAAAUUCCUGGGUUGCACGACCCGUGGGAGGGACUCGACAUGAACGAUUUCUAUAAAGGCCUUGGAGGACAUUUUGGCAUAGAUCACAGUAUGAUCAACGACGGACGUUACAGCGGAACGCUGUUCUGGUUUCCUUUAAGGAAAAGACCAUCCCCUUUGUCAGAGAAUUUAUACGACGAACGGAAGAUUCUUGAUCUUUUUGAUGGCUUGAAGUCAGAGGCACCCAGCAUUCUCAUUUUCUUACGAAGCUUAGAAUCGCUGUCUAUAUACACCGCAACAGAAAAUGAUCAUAGUACGAAGGUAUUGAAAUCGCAGAAGAAAAAACAUCUUAGUCUUCAUGUUAGCAUCAAAAAUGCUAAGGACCAUGUUCGACAAUCCAGAGAAAAGUUUUAUGCAAAAAUGGAGACAAACAGAAGUGAUGUUGCAAGUAUGACUGAUUACUGUAUAGAAAUUACAGAUAAAGCACGGGUUACAGAUCACCAUUGGGUUGUGUUAAAUUACUUUGCUGGCAAUUUUGCCUCUGAGCGGUUUCAGACACUGAUCGAUGACAAGGACUUAAGCAUGAGCCCUUGUGUUUCCAUUGCAGUUUCUUUGGACAGGAUAAAUCAACCAUUUGAGGGCCACAUUUACUGUUUCAUGCCUCUGCCGAAAGAAGGCUCAAAGCUUACCGGUUUAUCAUUUCAUGUGAAUGGAUUCUUUGCGUUAAGCCAAAAUAGACACCACAUGAAAUGGGUUACUGAUGAACAGAAGAUGCAGAAAGUAUUUGACAAAAAUGUAUUAUGGAAUCAAUACAUGGUGAACGAAGCAUUGCCAAAAGCCUUUCAGGUCAUAUAUCUCUCUCUCGUACGUCGCGCAAAACAAAAUGGAAACUCUAUUACUGACGUUAUGAAUGUCUAUAGACUUUUACCAAAUGUUAACAAUGUCUUAGACAAGUGGAGAAAAUUCAUAUACAAUGCUUUAAGCUUAGUGAAGCCCGAAAAGAUCCUGUUCUGUAGAGAUUUGAACGAUUGGAUUUCGUUGCAGAAAAGUGUAUUUGCCUCAUUUGACAAUUUACCAAGACAUCUUGAACAUGUGCGUUCUUCUGUAAAGGAGUGUUUGAAAUGUAUGGGCCAUUAUCUUGUUGAAGUGCCACAUGAAAUUGUUUCAACAUUCAAACUCAUAUUUCCUAGACAAGUAACAGACGUAACGCCUAUGCUGCUGGCUGGAUACAUGAGACAGAAUAUAAAGUACAUCGAAUUGGAUGACAAGACGAAAUUCAAUAUUCUCGACUACCUUGUUUCCGAUGGUGAUAGCACAAAGCUUGAAAGUUUGCACCUGAUAUUACUUGCGUCGCGAGAAUGGGCUGCGUUUAGCCAACAGGGAAAGCCUAUCUACAUUUGCAAUGAGAAUAUCGUAUCUCUGUUUCCAUGGAUGGCAAACAGGUUUCUUGCCCCAGAUGCACACUCCACUUCAACGGAGACCUUCUGCGUAUCAGGAUUGUUUCAACUCAGGGAAUUCACGGAUUCUGAGAUGAAAACAUUUCUUCAAAAAACGAUGUCAAAAAACCUUGAUAUUACAAGCACAGUAAGCAAAACGUCUCCAAUAAAUAUCCAGUGGCUAGAAAAGGUUUGGAGGGUCAUUGGGGGAAACAUUGACAAAUUUGCUAGCUUGCCCCUAGUGCCAUAUCUGCAAAGUGGACGCUUUCUCAGCAGGUACACAGUAAAGUUGAUUCCUUUAAGCACCCCAUUCUUGGUUGUCGCUGCAUGCCGUGGCGCUACGGUUCCUAACGAGCUUGUUCGUCCUUUGAAUCUUCUAGGUAUGACAGUAUUACCGGAUGUACCACCGUUUGUGCAUCAAUAUGCGGCACAUAUUUUAAAAUGGCCAUACACAGAAAAGCUGGUCCAGAUAUUGAAUGGUAUUGCGGCUUCUAGUAAUCAAUGGUCUUUCAUAGACAAGUUCAAUAAAUCCUCAAGUAAUGAAGAUAAAGUAGCAUUAUUUAAAUUUCUUACACGAAGUUCGACAUUAAACGAACAUGGAAAAUCUUUCAUAACAUCCUUGAACAUUUUUCCUGUUGUGCACGAUGGAAUUAUGAACACAUCAUUCGGUGACUUGAGGGCAGUCAACAGUUUUGUAGAACAAUCGGUUCUAGACAAUGUACCAAGGAAUGUGCCGUUACCAUAUCCGUGUGUCCUCGGGGAAGACCAGCAAGGAAGAUUUCUCCAAACAUUAGGGUUGAAAGAACUCACUCUAGAGAUUUUCUUUGAAGAAAAGUUAACGAUAAUGUCUGCAAAAGGAUUUACAGAAGAAACAAAAUUAACUAUGAUUUCUUUCCUUUCCAACAUCCAGCUCUUCAAGAGAAAUUACCGCCUUUUAGGGCUAGCAGCAUUUAUACCAUUUCUUUUAAAGGGAAAGGUACGCGUUAAAGCUUCGGAUUUAUUUGAUUCAUUAGAUAGGAAUGUCGAGCGAUUGUUUGUUGGACAAGACAAUUUAUAUGAAAACAAAAAUGAGUUAAAUAAGUCUCACGAUGAGCUAAAGAUGAUUGGUUUAAAAGGUUAUAAUGAUAUAAGUGUAGAUGAAAUUUAUACUGUUGCCAAAACACUUGACAGCUGGAGCAGAAACAACAACCACCUAGAUGACAUUGUCGAAAAAGCGAAAGCGUUUCAAGAAUACAUUGAGAAACAUCCUGAAAUUCUUCAAAAGGGAUUACGAUCAGGAAAGAAAACGUUCGGUGAGGCUAUCCUGAAUCUACAGUGUUUCACAAAUUUCAAAGAAAUGUUUGAUGGUGCAGAUGAGUUGUGUAAGCAGUCAUUUUCUUUGAGCAUGCCAUCGAAUUUGAAACUUACACAUCACUGGAAACUGGUUUGUCUCGUUCGACCUGUGGUAGAAACACACUGCCGUUGUUUGGCUAUGUUCUACCAAUGGCAUGAACAGCCGUCUGUUGAUGACGUCUUAGAAAACCUGAACAGAGUUAAAACGGUGAUGACAAGAGGACAAUAUGUGCAAACACUACGUUUGAUGGUUGCUGAAGCAUUCCAAUAUUUACACAAAAAACUGAAAGAAUCAAUCGAUAGAAGGCAAACGUUUGUGCAGAAUGCACUGGUGUGGACAGAGGAGGGAUUUUGUGUACCGGACAAGGCUAUACUUUUACGUGAAGAUGUUUCGAGUAUCAAUUUCUCACCAUACUUUAAAUUCAUACCCCGUGAAUUUAAAUAUAUGAGGGACCUGUUUGUAGGUAUUGGCUGUAACUUAACGGAGGACAAACAUGUACUUGCACACUUCCUCCAUGACAUUAGGAAGACCUAUUUAAAACGUGUAUUGGCGACAAAUACCGAAUUCGAUAGGGCACGUGUUGUAUCGGCUUUAGAUCGUUUGGCUAGUAAAGACAUUGACAAAGACUGGCUAAAGGAAAAUGUAAUCGUCUUGAUCGACUCCCCAGAAAAUCAAAUAAAGUUUGCAUCAAUCACUGAUUGUGUUUAUGAUGACGAACCAGAAAUGUUUGAUGAAACUUGCACCGAAGAGGCGAAACUUAAACAAGUUCAUCCGUCAUUAAGCAAACAGACUGUCGUGAAAUUAGGUGUAAAAUCAGUGGCACAUAGAACCUUGUUAGAUGCCGAAGAUAUUGGUUUCGAAGAAUGGGGGCAGCGUGAAAAACUUACUGAUAGAUUGAACAAGCUUUUGACAAAUGGUUAUACUGAUGGACUAUCAGUUCCAAAAGAAUUGAUACAAAAUGCUGAUGAUGCACAUGCCACUGAAGUAUCUUUUCUAUAUGACGAACGAAGAAAUGAUGAUGCAAAAAAAAGGUUGUUUAGUAAACAACUUGAUGAAUGUCAAGGGCCAGCUUUGUGGGUUCACAACAAUGCAGUUUUUAGUGCGAAUGAUCUUAGAAAUAUAACUAAAUUAAACGGUGAAACAAAGACGUCAAAAACAACGAUUGGAAAAUUCGGAUUAGGAUUCUGUUCCGUGUACAAUUUAACAGAUGUGCCUAGUUUCAUCUCGGGUAAAAAUCUAGUGAUGUUUGAUCCAAAUGAGACAUACAUCCAGGAAGUACGUGCAAGACCAAGCACGGGCAUUAAGGUUCCACUUUCUAAACGUCUGAUAAUAAGACGCCAUGAAGACCAGUUUAAGCCUUUCGAAGGCGUAUUUGGAUGCAAAGUUCUCGACGAAUCGUUUCAAAGUUAUGAUAACACAUUAUUCAGAUUGCCUUUGCGGACUUCUCAUCAAGCUGGUGUUAGCAAAAUUUCUCGGAAAGUGUACAGCAGAGAGGAAGUGAAAGAGCUAUUAACAAUGAUUAUGAAAACGGCAGGAAAUCACCUGUUAUUUUGUCAAAAUGUGAAAAAAGUAAAUAUUUAUCAUUUGGUGGACGGUAAGAGUCCAUCAGAAUCAAGAUUAUGUUUUACUGUUCAAAAAUCGCUUCUUACAUGUCAGCAUAUUGGCACAAACAUAGUAGAACAGGCCGAAAAUCUCUUUGCAAGGAAAGUGAACCUCAGUAGUAAUCAAACGAUUCGUAUUCGACAGCAAUGUUUGACCAUAGACUUAUGGACGAAAUCAAAGCAAAGGCAGUAUGAAAAUGAAACAGACUGGAUUGUUACUUGGUACAUGAGCAGUGACAUAAAGUACCAGAGUGGUCACUUAAAGUCUAUGUUGCCGUUGACAGCUAUUGCGUCACCAGUUGAUAUCGGUAGAAAGAAUGCAAUGUUUUUGAAAGAUCUUCCAUUUGGUUUUUACAAGGAAGGGCAUUUGUUUUGUUUCCUGCCACUGCCUGUAACAUCUGGAUUGCAAGUUCAUAUCAACGGGUUCUUUAGCGUAACGUCAGAUCGUAGGGGUCUAUCCUUGGCAAAUGAAGAUGAUAAAUCAAAUAAAUUGGAUAUUCAUUGGAACAAAGCAUUGUUAACAACAUCUGCUGUAAAAGCGUUUACAUGCCAUUUGCUAUCCAUCAUAACUACCUGCGAUAUUGUGGACAUUUAUUCCUUAUUUCCAGAGGAAUGCAAGGAAAUUGUAACAUCAUUUGUUUCAAGCUUUUAUCAGAAUAUUGUUCAAUGCAACAGUAAGCUGUUUAAGGGAGAAAGUCAAUAUUAUUCCUUCAACGAAAUUCAAAUGUUGGAUGAAAGUGUUUGCCAUGAAAAGGCGCUGUUAGAAGUAAUCUACAAUAUGUUAAAUGGCAUUCAGAGGAAUGACAUGAAGGUCGUGGUUAAAAUACCAAACUUUGUUCUUCGAAAACUUUUGAAGUAUAACGCAACCGAGCUUGAAAAGGUAAAUCAAUCUGUAAUUUCGAUGACACACGUAAUGAAGAUAUUUCUUCAAACAAUUACCUCAACAUAUUGGAUGGGCAAAGACGAUCAAAGAAAUUUGCUUCUUCAGCAUACAGUAAUACAUGGUAAUAACGAAAUAAGACAGAUGUUGAAGGAAAUUCCUUGUUUUCCAACUGAACCGUGGGGACUUUUAAGAAAAAUUACAGAACUUGUCAGCCCUUCCUCAACUAUUGCCAAGUUGUUUCGGGUAUCGGAUGAACGGUUCAUUUCAAAUAACAGUGGCUUACGACAAGAGUAUUUUGUAUCGAAGCUAGUUGACCUUGGUAUGCAAGAAAAAUUCUUAUCACCCUUGUUGCUUUUGGAUAGAUGUCUUAGCAUAUCCAAGUAUAUUGAGGAAUGUACGGAAUGCUGUAAAAUGCAAAUCCAGCGUGUUCUACGAUACUUAUUGUCCCUACAUGAUAUCAAAGAACUUGAGAAAAGUCAUGAGAUUGAAAAGAUAAGACAAACACCUUUUCUGCCGGUUUUGUCGAAACCAAAAGACUGGGUUUUUUCAUGGAAUGCUGACGCGUCAAACAAAUUAAUAAUUGGUAAAGAUAUAACAUGUCAGAACCAUACUUAUACGUCAAAUCCCCCAAUUGUUAUUGGAAACCCAAUGGAUUUAUUUUCAUUUGAUAGAAGCUACAUUGGGUCAGUUCAGUUUAUAUACAAUGAAAGCUUUUCUAGUCAAGUACGGCUCCCGCCUGCUAUGAAAAUGUUGCUAAAUAUUCGAGACAAAGUUUCAGUUGGCAUUCUUUUGGAGCAACUGGGGUGUCUAGCUGAUGAAGCAAGCACCUUAAACCAGUACUUCAACAAAAUGACCCAACACAUUUGUGAUUCGGUGUAUGAAUCCCUGGAUGCUUUGAUAAUAAACAUGGAGGAUAACUGUUUUCAAAAGCUUGCAAUGGAAAUGUGUGCUGAAAUAUUAACAAAACCUAUUAUUUUGAUAGGAAAAGAUCUUGUUUGUCCAAAGAACGUUGCCCUUAACAUGAAGACAUCCAGCCCACCCGACCUGUAUUGUCCUCAAAAUCUACCACUAUCUCAACUCCGAGUAUUUCAAAAAUUUGGAAUGAAAACUCAUUUUCGGGUAGUUGACAUUGUACAUGUUUUAAAUGAGAAAAAAAUGAAAUGGUAUGGAAAACCUUGUUUGGAAAUUCAAAAUAUUUUAAAUCUUCUCGUAAAUCUGGAAGACUGCAUGACUACUGAAGGCAAGUCUUACGAUGACUUUGAAGAGUUUCAUGACAUUAUAAUUGCUCCUGACGUUAACAAGUAUUUACACCCCACAUUUAUGCUUGCCGUAGAGGACGUUGAUAUUGUAUCUUUGGAAGGGCUUUUGUUAAUGCAUGGUGACAUUUCACAAAAUUUAGCAAAAUCAGUCGGAGUGAAGACGAAGAAAAUCCAAUUUAUGCAGCGUAUAUCGACGGUGAUACCCUUUGGCCAAUGCGAAAAGCUGACAACCCGCUUAAAUGGCCUGCUGAAAGACUAUCCAUGUGAUGAAAGUAUAAUGAAGGAACUGAUCCAGAACUCAGAUGAUGCUGGUGCUACAGAGAUUCAUUUUAUAAAGUUUUAUGGUGGAAAUGAUGAAAGAGAAUCCUUAGAACACCAUGGUCAAAACUUACCAGCACUUUGUGUAUAUAACGAUAGCUAUUUUCGUGAAGGAGACUUUAAAGGAAUAAAAAAUCUUGGUGAAGGAAGUAAAUCAAACGAUCCAACAAAGACAGGCCAAUUUGGAGUUGGUUUCAAUGCGGUUUAUCAUCUCACAGACUGUCCGUCGUUUAUAACAAAGGGGCCAGAUAUGCCUUCCGGGGGAGAAUUAGUUAUGUUUGACCCUUUACUGAGAUACAUUGGUGAAUACUCAGGAAAUGAAUAUGGAAUACGUGUUGAAAUGAAACAUCUUCUGGAACAGUAUCCAGGAACGCUAAGUAAUUAUCCACCAUUGAAAGGUCAAGUGGGAACAAUGUUUAGAUUACCGCUUCGCACUGACGGAUCACCGAUUAGUAAUCAUGUUUUGACAGAACAACAGUUAGAUAUCUUGUUUGAAAAAUUCACUCAAGCUGCUGGAAAUUGUUUGCAUUUCCUGAAGAAUAUAAAGUGCAUUAAAUUCAUGACGUGCUUCAAUAAUGACCUGAAGAAGCUCUUCAGCGUAGAAACGCAAAUGUCACAAACGGAUACGAAAAAGCGUUCAAGUUUUUUUCGAAAAGUGCAUUCUACAUGUUUACAACAUGAAAACAAAUUACAAAAUACACGAAUUGAGCAAUUUAGCACCACAUAUAAAAUGGUUAUCAAGAAUAGCAAAGGAAAUGCUAUUCCAUGGCUUAUCGUCCAAAACUUUGGAAUUAAACAAAACGAACGUGAAAUUGACCCUCACAUCACUAAAGCAUUUGACGAGGGUGAACUAGGUCUUCUUCCACUGGGAGGUGUUUCAAUGCAAUUGUGCGAAACUGACCCUAGAGCGUAUAUUACGAGCCACAUAGACCAACAUAAAACACCCAGUGAUCCUAAACAUGAAGCAUUUGCAGGAAUUGCAUACUGCUUUCUACCACUUCCUGUUAAUACAGGGAUGCCAUUUAACAUAAAUGGCCAUUUUGCACUGGAUAGAGGAAGGAGGAGCCUUUGGGAUGAAGGUUAUCGUAAGUCUUGGAAUGAAUACAUUUUAAAGAAAAUUAUAUCUGAAGCAUUAAAGUCGGCAUUGGUCUACAUGCAGAAGUAUUGGGUUGAAAAUUACAAAGAUUUAAUGACUAACACUAUUGCAAUAAGAGUAUGUCUUUCGCUGUAUUACAACAAUUGGCCACGCUAUGCAAGUGCAAAGGAUGAUGACUGGAAAUACUUUGUUAAAGCAUUCUAUGGUAAGGUAUUUUCCAGCCAGUAUACCAUUUUUGCUCUUCCAAACAGAACUGAAAUUCCAAACAAACAAAAGAAAAGGAAAGUCCAAUGUGCGAUUCAGUGGGUUGGCCCUGCACGAAAUAAUACUGAUACAACUGGAGGAAUCUUUAACAUAGUUUAUCAGUAUAUUUCACGAGCAAAUAUGUUCACAAGAGAAAACGCCAAAGAUGUUGAGCUAACCAUUGCACGAUUGGGCUGGCAGCUAAUAUCAAAAGUGCCCUCAGACAUUUUGGAAACACUUACAUUAACGGAAUGUACAGAGGCUGUUUACACUGAUCCCAAAUUCCUCUUAACCGUUAUAAAACAAGAGAACAGAUAUGAUUUGCCACUGACGGAUACAGUGUACAAAACACCACAACUGUUGCAAGUUUGCUCAGGUUUGUGUGGAUCGAAGAGACAUUUAAAGAAGAAAUUAUUGCAUUACCUCUUAGUGUGUCUAAUGACAAUUUUGUGAGAAGAUUUGAUCCAAGCACACCUUUAUUCUGUUCCGAAUUCCAUUGCUUACUUCCAGGAUCUAAACAAGCAUUUGUGCAUUCUGAUCUCGUGUCAUUGAUGUCUAUAGAGAAUACUUUAUUUGAAAAGAAUGUUAUCCGAGAGCUCACUGUAAAAUACCUGUCAGAUUUAUUACCACAAUCAUAUCCGAAUUACAGAAGCGGAACAAAUAUGAAAUGGAAAUUCGAGAAAAAAGCAUUGGUGACCCCUUUAACGGUGUUUUCGUUAUUCAAGUUUAUAGCUACUAUGUCAAUAAACAAAAAGUCGUCGGAUGACAAGCACGUCAUUGACAACGAUCUAUUUCAGUCAAAUGUAAAGCUGUUCGACGCUUGGUCUCUUUUACCAUCUGUUAGUUCAUUUGGCGAGACGGAGAUUCAUGAACUCAUUCCAAUAAAAAACAGACAUGAAUUAUUAUAUAUCAACCAUGGAAAUGAUCAAAUUUACACCAUUUUACGAAGACUAAAUAUUCCGUCCCUUGAUUCAGACGUAUUUGAAAAUGAUCUCGACAUAAUUUAUCGUUUGGGUAAAAUGCUUGCAUCAACACAGAACCCUGCGGAGUUAUUGAAAUGUACUGUUCAUUACAGCCGGAGAAUAGCAAUGUGUGACAUUACUAGCGACGAAGCUAUAGAUCUACUUCGUUUCUUCUCUAAAUGUAAGGGUGAGAUUCAACAAAAUUUAAAAGAAGAUACAUACCAUUAUUUUAAAUCUCUGCCGUUGUUCGAAACGGUACACGAUGUGCACUAAACAAGUGUACAAGAUAUGAACCGCGUAGUUGUGGUUCCAAUCUUAAUUCCUAAACAAGGGUUUCAAGCAUUAUCAGAAAGUACGUCUAUAUGUUUCUUGAAACAUUGGUUUGUAUUAGAAGACUUGCACCGAUUUCUGAAAUUCGAAUGUCCAACUCCUCUCGACAUUUACCUAGACAUAAUAUUAUCCCGUUUUCAUAUAAUCGAAGAAAAAGACUUGCUGGUGCAUGUAAAAUUCAUAAGGGAUGAACUACAUACAACUGCGAUUAAAAAGGGUUUAAAAGAGAAACGCAUGCGUAUUUACCAAAUACUACGAAAUAUCCCCUUUAUUCAAACAGAGAGGGGUUUGAAACGUGUGAGUGAUUUUUUUGACCAACGAAACGAGGUGUUUCGAUGUUUUGAACGAAGCGAGUGUUUUCUCCCUGAUGAAUAUUGUGCCGAAGAAUGGACUCCCUUCCUGACAGAACUUGGUCUUAAAACUGCACCAGAUGGCGAAACUGUAAUUGCAUAUGCGAAGAAAGUAGCGCGUAAUACUGCUAUGGAUGGCAUUGAUGAAGACGUAUUAAAACAGUCCGAAAUAUUGACGCGUUGCAUAUAUGGAGAAUUUUAUGACACCUUCGAGAAAAACGUUCUUUGUCAACUUAAAGACAUAAAAUUUGUGACUCCAUAUAUCGUUAGCGAGGAUAAAUUGUCGAUCGUAAAGUCAUACGGCGAAAGCGGUAUUCUUAUUCAUUUUAAUGGAGCAUGUCACUACAUGCAUGAAGAUCUUUGUUGGAGUAGUGCAUAUCUUUUGCAAAAUGUACCACAGCAAGACAUAUCUAAAGCACUUGGAAUACUUGAAGAGCCCACUGUAGAUCAAGUAUUGACUCACUGUCAAAAUAUUACCGAUG